AUGAAAGAAUCGCCCGGCGAGCCUUCUGCUAAAAAGAGGAAAUCCAGUGGAAAACCAUUGAAACCGAGUGGUAAUCCUACUGAGCCAUCUCUUCAAGUGCCGCCAGUUGAACCAUUCGUCCAUCACAAAGAGACUCCAGAAUCCAAGUUUAUGACAGAAGCCACGUACGACGAUGACAUUCGACCGGAUGCCACGUUCCAAAGUUACGAGGAAUUCGAGCAGAAAUACAAUGCGUGGAAGACGAAACAUCUUCAUCCGUUCCGUGUCGCCUCUUCAGAAGCGUUGAGAACGGAGAAAGGAGAAGUGAGCGGGAAAUUCAAAUAUCGAUAUGUGGUCUUUCACUGUGCCAGAUACGGAGCACCGAGAAUGAGAGGAGAAGGAAAACGUCCGAAUCAACACUAUCUUCCAUGCAACUGCACCGCAAUGAUUCGCCUCAACUUCAGCUACAACGAUCAGUGUCUCCGAAUCACUUGUAUCGAGACGCGUCACUCGAAUCACACUCUUGCCAAGGAUCUCUACGAGAGGAUGGUUGUGAAAGAGGAGAAAAAGAAGCUGGCGACACCAAGAAGACGUACAGUUGGAGGGACUGUCGAAAGAGUGAAGCAGGAGCCAGUCAUGUCUUCAGAUGAGGGUGCCGACUCGGAGCAUACACAAAGUCAGAGUCAGAGCCCCGUGGAUUUUGAUGAGUCGAUUGUUUCGAAUGCAUCGAAUGUAACGAUGAAUCAAACAAUACCGAAUCUCUACAGUAUCCCUCCACCGCCGGCUCACGGCCUAAUUCCGAAAGUCGAACCGAUGGCUCCUCCCAUCUCGGCACCACACCACUUUUUGGCAAUGCAACAAUAUCAAAGACUUCAGAGUCAAUUUGCCCUCAGUCAUCAAAUGCAAAUGUCUGCAAUUGCAAGCAUUUCGCCUAUUCCAUACUCUCCGUUCGCCACUGCCAACUGGUCUGCCGCCCCGAUGCCACCACGCCCAUCGGCAUCUGAAUCCUCUUCUCAAGCAUCUCCAGUCUCUUCAACUGUCGACGAGAAUGAGGCGCCGAAAGUGUUCCAUUCGUUGGAAGCAGUUCGUCCGAUUGCUCUCAGAGCUCACGAGAACAGCGCAUUCCAUCAGAUGAUUCAUCCACGUGGUCCUUCUGAAACCACUUCGUUGUCACCAAUUCCGAAAUCUGAAAUCGAUUCGAUCAUUGCAUCGGCUUCUCGAAUGUUGCAUGAUUCCAAUUUGCCUUCGGACAUUCUCCAGAAUCGUGUAAAGCAGCUCAAUAAUUUGAUCUCUCAAUGGAGCCAGUGA
Molecule: messenger RNA, 1287 nt
Organism: Caenorhabditis remanei
Lineage: Eukaryota; Metazoa; Nematoda; Chromadorea; Rhabditida; Rhabditidae
Exons: 3
Coding region: 1-1287 (428 amino acids)
Source: RefSeq, a predicted model, not a curated record